Molecule: messenger RNA, 4657 nt
Organism: Equus quagga
Lineage: Eukaryota; Metazoa; Chordata; Mammalia; Perissodactyla; Equidae
Gene: C11H17orf113
Product: chromosome 11 C17orf113 homolog
Exons: 3
Coding region: 1032-3266 (744 amino acids)
Source: RefSeq, a predicted model, not a curated record
UCCUGCUCCUCCGGGAUCCCAAAGCAUUCUGUUCAGAACUCUCGGAGCACCUGCCAGAGGGUAGCCUCCGGAGGCUCUACCUGUUUGUCUCUCACCCGUGAGCUCUCACCUGUGAGCUCCUCUAGGAACCGAGGGCUACAGGUGAUGGAUGAAUGACUCCUGUCCCUCCCGCCCUCGGGGAACAUCCUUCCUGCGGUCUAACCUCUGUCGCUCCUGCUGCAGCGGGCGGGGGAGGCCGAGGGCCACGCCGGGCUCAGCGCGCGCCUGGCCGGAGCCGCGGCAGGUGGGCGCGGCCAGGUGAGCCCCGGGGGUGCCACUGCCCUGCCCGCGACCCCGGCCCGCGCCGGUGGCUGGCGCCUCUUCGCCCCGGUUACCGCUAGUGGCUGCUGUCGCUCAGUGGAGCCCAAGGAGACCGCGGCCAGAGCGUCCACCGCGCAAGAUGGUGGCUCCCGUGGCUCCGUGAGUGUGUGCGGGCGGGGUGCCCGGGCCCGGCGGGGCGCCCCCUCCCGGAGCUUCCGGGCAGGGGGCGGGCGACGGGGCUGGGGGCCUUGCGGGGCGGGCCCGCGCGGGCGGGCGGAGGCCCGGUGCCUCCGGGGGACCCCUCCGAGGGCUCCUCCACCGCGCGCCCUCCAGAGGAAGUUCCCCAGCCCUCCGCGUCCCGGCCCCGGGAGGAUGGGCCGGGCAUGCAGGGAGCCCCAACCUCACUCGGGCUGCCAGGGGAGGGGGCGCCCCGCCUUACUUUGCCGGGAGCUUGGACUCCUCUUAGUGGGGUCCCCAAAGGAAGGGACCCAAGGAGCCUGAGGAGAAGGCUGGGACCACCAUCUGGGACCAAAAUAAACACCGUGUUUGAGGCUUUCGUGCCGGGUGGAAUGGGGGUGGCAGACGAACGAACACACAAUCGCCCCAGGGGCCCUUUAAGCUGUGCGGGCUCCCAUCGAGCUGGCCAGGGUGUGGAGAGGUGGAGGGACCUGGGUCUGCCACAGUCUCCCGUCGGCGGAGCAGGAAUAAACUUUCCUGGCUAAGUUAGAUGGAUGGUCCCCAUUAGCCUGGCGGGCUGCCCCCUCCUGCCUCCCUGCCAACUCCCCUUGUCAAGGAAGGUGCCUCUGUGUGUGAGGGAGGCUGGGGGGCACGAGCAUUUGGGUGGGGGUUGGGGGUGCCCUGCCCCUCGAGCAGGAAUGGUGCCCCCAGGGAAGAAACCAGCUGGAGAGGCUUCCAACUCCAACAAGAAGUGCAAGCGUUACUUUAACGAGCACUGGAAAGAGGAGUUUCCCUGGCUGGACUUUGACUACGAGCGGAAGCUGAUGUUUUGCCUCGAGUGCCGCCAGGCCCUGGUGCGGAACAAGCACGGCAAAGCUGAGAACGCCUUCACCGUGGGCACCGACAACUUCCAGCGCCAUGCCCUGCUGCGCCAUGUGACCUCGGGGGCCCACCGCCAGGCUCUGGCCGUCAACCGGGGCCAGCCCACUUUUGAGGGCCAGGCUGAGGGAGGAGGGGCCUACCCAGGCCUGGCAAGCACCCCCACCUCCAGGGGCGUCAAGGUGGAGGUGGACCCGGCCAAAGUGGCUGUGCUGACCACGGUGUACUGCAUGGCCAAGGAAGACGUGCCUGACGACCGCUGCUCUGCCCUGCUCGAGCUGCAGAGGUUCAACCUGUGCCAGGCGCUGCUGGGCACGGAGCAUGGCGCUUACUACAGCCCCAGGAGGGUGAGGGACAUGCAGGUGGCUAUUGCCAGUGUCUUGCACACAGAGGCCUGCCAGCGCCUGAAGGCAUCCUCCUAUGUGGGGCUGGUGUUGGACGAGACCAGGGACUGGCCUGAGUCCCACAGUCUGGCCUUGUUUGCCACUUCGGUGUCCCCCUGCGAUGGCCAGCCUGCCACCACCUUCCUGGGCAGUGUGGAGCUACAGGAGGGCGAGGCCACCGCUGGCCAACUCCUAGACAUCCUGCAGGCUUUUGGCGUGUCUGCACCCAAGUUGGCCUGGCUCAGCUCCAGCCUCCCCAGUGACCUCCUGGGGAGUGUGGGCCGGCAGCUCCGGGCUGCCUGCCCACUGCUCACUGAGCUACACUGCCUCCCUGGCCGGACAGAUCCCAAGCCCCCUGCCUACCUCGGUGAAUAUGAAAGUGUCCUGGAUGCCCUAUUCCGCCUCCACGGUGGCCCCAGUUCCCACAUGGUCCCUGAGCUCCGGGCGGCACUGGACCUUGCAGCAGUUGACUUGGCAGGACCACGGCCAGUGCCCUGGGCCUCCCUGCUGCCUGUCGUGGAAGCCGUGGCUGAGGCUUGGCCUUGCCUGGUGCGCGCCCUGGAGGCCUCUGCUCCCGCCUCGCCUACAGCUAGGGCACUGGCCCUGGCCCUGCGCCAGUUCACCUUCGUGGCCUUUACCCACCUGCUCCUGGACGCUCUGCCCUCCCUGCAGAAGCUCGCCCUUGUCCUGCAGCCAGAGGAGCCGGACUUGGCCUUGCUGCAGCCCCUGGUGAUGGCGGCUGCAGCCGCCCUCCAAGCGCAGCGCAGCUCGGGUGGGGCGCGCCUCCAAGGCUUCCUGCAGGAACUGGCGCCCUCUGGCCCCGACUUGGGCGGUGGGCGCUGCACCUACCGAGGCGUGGAGCUGAUCGGCUACUCCGAGGCUGCGGUCCGGGACUUGGAGCGGCUGCGCGGGGCCUUCCUGGACUCCAUGCGGAGGGGGCUGCGGGACUCGUACCCCGGGCCCUCGCUGGACGUCGUGGCCGCCUUCGCGGCGAUCUUCGACCCGCGCCGCUACCCGCAGGCGCAGGCGGAGCUGGGCGCGCACGGCGAGGGGGCGCUGCGGGUGCUACUGCGCGCCUUCGCCCCGGCCGUGGUGCGCCAGCGGGCGCUGGGCGACUUCGCGCUCUUCAAGCGCGUGGUGGGCAGCUUCGGGCGGCUCGGCCCGCGGGCGCUGUGCGCCAGGCUGGCGUGCGCGCGCUCCGAGCUGCAUGAGCUCUUCCCCGACUUCGCCGCCCUCGCCGCCCUAGCCCUGGCGCUGCCCGUGGGCGCCGGCCUCCUGGACAAGGUCGGCCGCAGCCGGGAGCUGCGGGGGUGGGGGCAGGGCGAGGCCGGGGAAGGCCGGGGCGGCCCCGCGGUCAAGAUCGCCGUGGAUGGGCCCCCGCUGCACGAAUUUGACUUUGCGCUGGCCGCCGAGUUCUUAGAGAGUGGGUGGGGGGAGGGGCUCCUGGGGUCGCAGCUCACAAGAGGGCGGCCUCCUCCUCUCGGUCCAGCCAGCCUGGGGCCCUGGGCACUCUCAGGGCCAAGCUGAACCUGACUGAGCUGCGCUCAAAAAGACCCGCUAACUGUGGCCUCCCGCCCACCAUCCCGGUGCUUCUUCCGCUCCACGCUGAGUACCAGCCCAGCCCCGCAGGCUGUGGAGGAGGGGCUGGGGCGACGGGAGCCUGCGCGAGUGGGCAGAGAUGCUAGGGUCUGGGACACCCUAAAUAUCACUCCUGUCCUUUACAGACUUUGGUGAGGAGCAGCUCACCCUUUCCCUCUGGACUUUGCCCAAGUUUUUGCCCUAGAAAAUUUGGGGGGUCUUGGUUGGAGGGAGGAAGACUGGGUUGAGGGGUUGAGGGAAAGGAGAGUGGGUCCUUGACUCUUUCUCAGCCACUCUCCUGGCAGCAUCUCUUCUCCAGAUGUGACUGGAGAGAAGAGCACUGUCCUUGUUUUUGACACACAGCAUAGCACCCUCUCUGUUUACAAGCUAGCAGUUCAAAGGGGGUAGUGGUUUUCUCCCUCUCCUCCCCACCAAUAGGCUGCCUGAGGCUUUUCUGUAUAUAACCAUGUAUAUAGACACAUAAAUCUACAAAUGUGAAAUAAAUCUAUCUAUCUUCAUAAUGUUAACACGCAAAUCUAAAAGGACUUCUUUUAGUUUUGCAAUGACAGGGUCCAAAAAAGUCCCAAAUGGACUGGAUUUAUUUCUAAUAUUUUUCUUCCUUGAAGUCUGGUUGUUCCCCAGGUGCCUAGCCCUCCCCUGCCCUCACUUCAGACUUUUAAGACCAAAGACUGGAAAACCAAAAUGCUGAGCCAUGACUGUGAGCACCGGCCUCAGGCCUGACCCCGAGAUGUCCGAGGGCUUUCUGCCCUCCUGGGGGAAGCAUUUGGGACCUCUCCAGAGCUGGGCAACAUAUCCCUUCAGAUUCCAGUGGGUUUCCCGUCCCUUCUGUCAGCCCUUGCUGUGAAUGGUGUGGGAGUCUGGAGUAGGGGUCGUUAGUGAGAGGGGAGGAGGCAGCAGGCCUUUCCCCAGAGCUCCUGGGUUUGGGUUUAAUUUGCAAUAAAGUGGAAACCCAGUGCAUCAUGCAGUCUCCAUGGUGGUGUGUGUGUGUCAGGAGCCUACCCUGACUCCUCCGGCUCCUCUCUUGGCUGGACACCCCUCGGGGGUUCGUUUGGGCCAUUCUGCCUCUGUAGGGGCCGAGGGUCACCCUUCUGGGCUGAGAACCCUGCGCUGUGGACUUCCUGCUUCUGCCUCCCCAGUUGUGGAGAGGAGAGGCACUGAAACGGGCUGUGAUUGCCCCAGCUGGGCCAGUGCUCCUUUGUGAAGCUGGCGACGGGAGUUUCUUCCCUGGCUCCACAGCCAAGAAGCCCAUCAGCCUCUUGUUCUGCUGCAGAGGUAGGAGAGAGCCCUGUGGCUCCCCAUGUCAGACCCUGCCCUUCUUC